This is a messenger RNA of Leishmania braziliensis MHOM/BR/75/M2904, 315 nucleotides long. RefSeq lists its product as hypothetical. NCBI's taxonomy places the organism in Eukaryota, Euglenozoa, Kinetoplastea, Trypanosomatida, Trypanosomatidae. The transcript has a single exon. The record is from RefSeq and is a predicted model, not a curated record. Bases 1 to 315 code for a protein of 104 amino acids.
AUGGAUACCGAGGCAGCGAGUGAACGUACGGCGCCCAAGGACGGCCUCUGCGGUGCUGCCAUGCUGAGCGAUCCGACCGACAACGCAGAGGGCGAGGGCGAGAACGACGAGAUGUGCCAGGUGUUAAUCCCGCCGAACGCGAACAUGGGCCCUGAUGACGAGGAAGUCUGCGGUGUCUGUCUCGAACCCCCAGCGCCGGGCUGCUUUGUAGAACUGUGGUGUUGCGGCAAUAUCCUGUGCGUGGUGGACGCGCAGCAGCUGGGCAAGUGCCCCUUCUGCCGCGAGGAGCCGCUGGUGUGGAGCAUCACCAAGUGA